This is a messenger RNA of Microcebus murinus (gray mouse lemur), 2640 nucleotides long. NCBI's taxonomy places the organism in Eukaryota, Metazoa, Chordata, Mammalia, Primates, Cheirogaleidae. The record is from RefSeq and is a predicted model, not a curated record.
GUGCGGCCGCGCCCAGCGCGGGACUAGCUGGGUUUACUGGGCCAGGGGCUGGGGUCUGCGGGGUUGACGUUUAAAGGUCCAGGUCCGUCCGGUAGAGCAAGUAGCUCUGGAAAGCCAUUUGACGAUUUUCAGAAUGGGACUCCCGAGCAAUUCGGUGUAAAGACGCUGGAGGGGAUGGGGCGAGCAAAUAGCUUCAGUUGUGAAUUUCUGUUUGUGGCUUUUUGAAAUGGUAUAGACAUCUUUAUUUCCGCCGAAAUUGAGAUGGUCAGCCAAGAGCUAGUGGACUUUUUCCCGGACAGAAUCAACAUGGCUAUGUGAACGUGACAAAAAGUUUCUUAACCCUAACCUCACCUUCGUGGUCUUAGUUUGCCUUUAAAGAGAGAGACUCCAAGUGAGGAACUUGAUAAUAGAAGUUUAGAAGAGAUAUUGAAAAGCAUUCCUCCUCCCCCACCUCCAGCAAUGACCAAUGAAGCUGGAGCUCCUCGGCUUAUGAUAACUCAUAUUGUAAACCAGAACUUCAAAUCCUAUGCUGGGGAAAAAAUUCUGGGACCUUUCCAUAAGCGCUUUUCCUGUAUUAUUGGGCCAAAUGGCAGUGGCAAAUCCAAUGUUAUUGAUUCUAUGCUUUUUGUGUUUGGCUAUCGAGCACAAAAAAUAAGGUCUAAAAAACUCUCUGUAUUAAUACAUAAUUCUGAUGAACACAAGGAUAUUCAGAGUUGUACUGUAGAAGUUCAUUUUCAAAAGAUAAUUGAUAAGGAAGGGGAUGAUUAUGAAGUCAUUCCUAACAGUAACUUCUAUGUAUCCAGAACGGCCUACAGAGAUAAUACUUCUGUCUAUCACAUAAGUGGGAAGAAAAAGACAUUUAAGGAUGUUGGAAAUCUUCUUCGGAGCCAUGGAAUUGACUUGGACCAUAAUAGAUUUUUAAUCUUACAGGGUGAAGUUGAACAGAUUGCUAUGAUGAAACCAAAAGGCCAGGCUGAGCACGACGAGGGUAUGCUUGAAUACUUAGAAGAUAUAAUUGGUUGUGGACGGCUAAAUGAACCAAUUAAAGUCUUGUGUCGAAGAGUUGAAAUAUUAAAUGAACACAGAGGAGAGAAGUUAAACAGAGUUAAGAUGGUAGAAAAGGAAAAGGAUGCGUUAGAAGGAGAAAAAAACAUAGCCAUUGAAUUUCUUACCUUGGAAAAUGAAAUAUUUAGAAAGAAGAGCCAUGUUUGUCAGUAUUAUAUUUAUGAUCUGCAGAAACGAAUUGCUGAAAUGGAAACUCAGAAGGAAAAAAUUAAUGAAGAUACCAAAGAAAUUAAUGAGAAGAGCAAUAUACUGUCAAAUGAAAUGAAAGCUAAGAAUAAAGAUGUAAAGGAUGUAGAGAAGAAACUGAAUAAAAUUACAAAAUUUAUUGAGGAGAAUAAAGAAAAAUAUACACAGCUAGAUUUGGAAGAUGUUCAAAGUAGGGAAAAAUUAAAAGAUGCUAAGAGUAAAGCCAAAAUACUGGAGCAACAACUUCAAAAAGAUAAAAAAAAGGUUGAAGAAUUUAAAGGUGUGCCUGCCAAGAGUGAGAAUAUCAUAACUGAGACAACAACUAGAAGCAAUGUACUUGAGAAGGAAAAAGAGAAAGAAGAAAAAAAAUUAAAAGAAGUUAUGGAUAGCCUUAAACAGGAAACACAAGAUCUUCAGAAAGAAAAAGAAAGUCGAGAGAAAGAACUUAUGGAUUUCAACAAAUCAGUAAACGAAGCACGUUCAAAGAUGGAGGUAGCCCAGUCAGAACUUGAUAUCUAUCUCAGUCGUCAUAACACUGCAGUGUCUCAAUUAAGUAAGGCCAAAGAAGCUCUAAUUGCAGCUUCUGAGACUCUCAAAGAAAGGAAAGCUGCAAUUGGAGAUAUCGAGGCAAAGCUCCCUCAAACUGAACAAGAAUUAAAGAAGAAUGAAAAAGAACUUUGGAAACUUACACAAGAAGAAAUAAACAUCAAAAGUUUGGUUCAUGAUCUUUUCCAAAAAGUUGAAGAAGCAAAGAGCUCUUUAACAAUGAAUCGAAGUAGGGGGAAAGUCCUUGAUGCGAUAAUUCAAGAAAAAAAAUCUGGUAGGAUCCCAGGAAUAUAUGGAAGAUUGGGAGACUUAGGAGCUAUUGAUGAAAAAUACGAUGUUGCUAUUUCAUCCUGUUGUCAUGCAUUAGACUACAUUGUUGUUGAUUCUAUUGAUACAGCCCAAGAAUGCGUAAACUUCCUUAAAAGACAAAAUAUUGGAGUUGCAACCUUUAUAGGUUUAGAUAAGAUGGCUGUAUGGGCAAAAAAAAUGACCAAAAUUCAAACUCCUGAAAACACUCCUCGGUUAUUUGAUUUAGUAAAAGUAAAAGAUGAGGAAAUUCGCCGAGCUUUUUACUUUGCUUUACGGGAUACCUUAGUAGCUGACAACUUGGAUCAAGCCACAAGAGUAGCAUAUCAAAAAGAUAGAAGAUGGAGAGUGGUAACUUUACAGGGGCAGAUCAUAGAACAAUCAGGUACAAUGACUGGUGGUGGAAGCAAAGUAAUGAAAGGAAGAAUGGGUUCAUCAGUUGUCGUUGAAAUCUCUGAAGAGGAGGUCAGCAUAUCUAAAAUUAUAGUCAGACCCAUUUUUUUUUAUAAACAGCUUUAUUGAAGUAUAGCAUACAUA